Messenger RNA from Eupeodes corollae, 3509 nucleotides. It is a transcript of the gene cu, whose product is annotated as nocturnin. Gene Ontology annotation, molecular function: poly(A)-specific ribonuclease activity. The record is from RefSeq and is a predicted model, not a curated record. Gene Ontology annotation, biological process: circadian rhythm. The transcript has 6 exons. Lineage: Eukaryota; Metazoa; Arthropoda; Insecta; Diptera; Syrphidae. Bases 745 to 2973 code for a protein of 742 amino acids.
GUAUAUAUUCUUCGCAAAUUAAUAUUAUUAUUAUAUUUUUAGUACUGCGAACAACUUUUUUGCUUCUGGUACAAGAAAACGCGUUGUCGCAUCGUUGUCGCGCCACGGUACCGACCGCAACACUACCGCUGAUCUGCCGCCGCUGCUGCCGUUGUUGUUCCUUCGCACUCGAUCGUGUGUACGAGUAUAAAAUUUGUGUUUAAAGCGCAUUUGCACUCACUUUAGUGAUUUUCAUUUUUAUAUUUUUGUUGUUGUUGUUGAAAAUAUACCUACCUUACCUACCUGCUAUUAAAUCACCUCCACACCCUCCAAUCAACCCCUUUGUUCGGAUAACCUAUAGAACAGCUGAAUAUAUUUAUAUUUUUUAUUUUUAUUCGCACGUAGAAUCAGAAUGUCGAUAGCCUCGGCUUGGACCAUAUAAAUAAAGAAUUUCCACCGUCUCUCGGAUUACUAGUUUAAUGUUCUAAACGUGCAAUUGCGCGCGAACCUAUCUCUCUACCUGUGCAUUUAAUUAUUGCGAAUAACGUGCGUUUUAACGCUAAUAUUUUGUAUUUCUUUUUAUUUGUGUGAAAUAAUAAAACAAAAAUAUUGUCACGAACGAAGAAUUUCCUGACAAAUAAAAAGUGACUGAUCUUUCAAGUGAUCUUCGGCGAGUGUCCUUGUUGUGCGAGAGAAUAAUAAAUAAUAUAAUAAAAAGUUUAAAUAUUUAAAUUCGCAUGAAAAACUUUCUUUGUUACAAUCACAAUGCAAUCUCAUCAAAGUGCCUUCGGUGGGCAAUUCGUAAACGGUCAUAAACGUCGUCCAUCGUUGGGUAAGUCUAUGCCGGUAACAUCGUUGCUAUUGGAUUUUUCCAAUCCAUCAACGGUGAAAGAUUAUUCGAGCUUGUCCAAGGACGGUCUAUCGCCGGAAUUUGAACGUCCUCCGUUAUUUUUUAACAUUCGAAAAUCGAACAGUGACAGUGAAGGCAGCAGUGAAACCAUAGAUGAGAAUUUAGAAAAAAUAAUCGAAGUUCUUGAGGCUCCGCGAAACGAGGAUCAAGUGUCCUUGAAAGGUGACUCAAAGACUAAAGCUCCCUGUUUAAAUUGUCAUAGUGCGUCUGAUGUUGACGAUAACCCGCUGAAAGAGUUGUGCAAGAAACUUUGCUCUAAAGAGUGUUGUGAAAUGCCACAAAUCCCACCUCUCGAACUACCUGUUGAGAACAUGCGUCAACCUCAACUUCUCAGACCACCUUCAAGAAUUGAUUUACAACGCCAACAAUUUCUCACUAAAAUGUUGGGCUUAAAUGACGGCGACGACGAUGACGUUGAAAAUAAUUCGUCCACCACUAACAACAACGUCCCUGAGCUGGUUGAGAUAGUCGCAGAUAUAAUUGAUAAUAAUUCAACAUCUGGCAGUGCAAAAGACGACGACGACGACGACGUCAGCGGCACAGACACUGUUGACCGGCAACAUCCGUCAUCGCUAUGGUCAGCAGCUUCGCCUCAAGAAAGUGCAAUGCUGAAGGAUUUUCGUGAAAAGUUCGCCAUUGCGGAAGCACUAGCAAAAACCUCAGCAAUGACCUCGCCGGCAGUUAAGAGACGCUUGGCCGCUCGCCGCGUUGAAAUGGAACUGGACUGUGAGGAGAACAAAAAUCGUCAUCACUGUUGUCUGGCAGAGUCGGGAGCACAUUCACAUUCACAUGGUGCACCAAAUGAAUCUAAAAUUGAAAACGGAAGUGAAUAUGAACCACCACGGGACCUGCUGUUGUAUCUUGUGAGGAUGGGAUCAUUUAAUUCGGCACCAAAAAUAAAUAAUAUCGAUUCCCAAGAUGAUAGUCUUGAAGUGCCACAAGGAUUGAGUACCAGUGAAUUGUUGCAGCAUAUAAAACACUUACGUGGUGAGAAUCAACCACAAUUGCUAACUAGAUAUUUUGUGAAACAGUCAAUUACACCAUCAUUGGUUUCGAAUGAUAUUACCGACAAUUUGAGCUUCCUUAAGUUAAAUUCAAUUUCAAAAGUGUGCAGCGCCCCAAUAAGUGCACCAAAUCACAUCCGAUUAUUUCAAUGGAAUAUUUUAUCACAAACUUUGGGACAGAAUAAUGAUGGAUUUGUGCGGUGUCCGGAAGAGGCUUUGACGUGGGAUCACCGAAAAUAUCUUAUAGUACAAGAAAUCUUACAAAAUAACCCGGAUGUCAUUUGUUUACAGGAAGUCGAUCAUUUCAAAUUUCUGGAGAAUGUCCUCGGCUCACAGAACUAUGGUGGCAUAUUCUUCCCAAAGCCCGAUUCGCCAUGUUUGUAUAUUGAGCAAAAUAAUGGACCCGAUGGAUGUGCCAUUUUCUACAAACGUGACAAAUUCGAGUUGAAGAACUUCGAAACUCAUGUUCUCGAAGUUUGGCGUGUUCAAAGCAAUCAAGUAGCAAUUGCUGCAACCUUGGAAAUCAAAGCAACCGGCAAAGAGAUUGUUGUAUGCACAACUCAUCUUAAAGCUCGUCAUGGUUCAUUGUUAUCGAAGCUACGUAAUGAACAAGGAAAAGAUCUUGUACGUUUUGUUAAGAAUUUCGCCGGAAAACGUCCAAUUAUGAUUUGUGGCGAUUUCAAUGCAGAACCAAUUGAACCAGUUUACUCAACAAUCCUAAGUAGCGAAGGCUUAAAUCUGUCAAGUGGUUAUGCGGACAUUAAGAAAGAAUUAGAUAGUCUGGAUUCGAAUGAGAAGAGUGAAAACAGUGAAGAAAUCAUGGCUGUCGAAAACUAUGCUGAGACAUUGGCCAAUUGUGAACCUCCUUACACCACAUGGAAAAUUCGGGAAGAAGGAGAAGUUUGUCAUACCAUUGAUUAUGUCUUCUACUCUAAAGAUUAUCUCAAGGUGAAAAAUUGUUUAGAAUUUCCACAAGGUGAUGAAAUUGGUAAAAACCGUACACCGAGCUAUCAGUAUCCCUCCGAUCAUUUCUCCUUGGUCUGUGACUUUGAACUGCUGGCCACUUCCAACCAAAACUAAACUAACAGAAAAAAACGACAGCAAAGAUUCAGGGGUGAAGGCUUUGCAGAGUUUCUUCGAUAAGAUUGGAUUCUAAAAAUUCAAAUUUAUUGAAAUCCAAUUAUAUUGUGAUAUUAGUUAUUAGAUAUUCAUAACAACAAACAGUCAGAUAAGAAAUAUAAAAAAUAAUAUACAAAAUCUAUAAUUUUUCUAAUCAAAAAUUUGAUCAUCUCCAAUAAAAAUAAUAAAUGUGUUUUCUUAUUUUUAAGUAACAAAAACUAAAUUAAUGUAAACAAAAAUGUUGUAUUUUUAAAAUUUAGCAUAACACACUGACAAUUUAAAGAAAAAAAGAAACUUUAAAAAACUAAACAUCACUCAAUUAAGAAGCAAACAUUAUUAAUAGCAAUUGUUAAAGAACACACACAAACACACAAACACACAAACACAAACAUAUAAUGUUAAUUUAUUUUUCUAAGUAUUUUUAUUUUAAUGAAAUUAACAAAUUUUUGAUAAAACAUGUUUCAAUAAAAUUGGUAUGGCAUUCUUAUAAAUAUAAA